AUGGGUUGCAUAACAGGAAAAUCCAUGAUACGUCCUCAAGCUCCAGGGCAGCGACUACUAAACACAGGCAUUCCUGAGUUUGACAAGCUUUUCCAUAAAUGUGAAGUUCCUAUAAAACUGAUAACUGACUGCCGAGCAGAUCUAGAUCUAUAUACAACAGAUUUUGUGAAAAGCUUAGGAGCACAAAGGCAAUGAGAAUUAAACCCAAGCAUUCAAGAGCUGACCUUGAUGAUGCUUGUUAUCCUUUCUACUAUGGGAAAAGGCAAUAUGGAUUCUAUAGGCGUUUCUUAUUCAUCUGAAAGUCCUUACAUUAGCGUCGACCCAAAAACCUUAAAGCGAGGUGCUAAGAAAAUGAUGAAUUUUUAUUAUCAGCUUGUAAAUUUUAUGGCUGAACUUCCUACAAAGCUUGAAAAACUUGUAGGAGAACUCAAUGGGCUCGUUAUAAAAGCCCAAGAUUUCCCCAAGGUGGUAUCCGAAAAAUCAUUAGGUGUAAUUUUUUUUUUUAUUUUUUUAAUUUUUAUAUUUUAAAAAUUUUUUUUAUCCGAAAAAAAUGCGAAGAAUUGAAUUUUUCAAUGAAGGAUAAACUUUUGGCUAUAAAAAAUACAAACAGUAACUACAAAGAAAUUUCCUCUGCACCGGUCCAAUUGACUGAAAUUCUCAGAAUAACCGAAGAAGCAAGAUCAAGAAUUUUAGAAACCUGUGAGCAGGCGCAAAUAGCUCCACAGUCAGACAGAAUUAUCAGCAGAGGAGUCCAAGCUGCCGCCGAAGGCUUAUCAAUGCCAAGCGAAAUUGUGAAUAAAUUUUGGGCAGUUUGCUAG
This is a messenger RNA of Blepharisma stoltei, 818 nucleotides long. The record is from the annotation of a GenBank genome assembly. NCBI's taxonomy places the organism in Eukaryota, Ciliophora, Heterotrichea, Heterotrichida, Blepharismidae.